Messenger RNA from Brassicogethes aeneus, 1467 nucleotides. NCBI's taxonomy places the organism in Eukaryota, Metazoa, Arthropoda, Insecta, Coleoptera, Nitidulidae. The record is from the annotation of a GenBank genome assembly.
AUGUGUCACCUGGAAUCGAAUUACGAUCCGGUGUAUCCAGUUAACCCGAAAAGAGUAACGAACACUAAUGGCUGCGACAUUCCUGUCGCGCGUCUCAACCAUCCUUAUCCAUUCGCCCCAGAUUGUAUCUUCUUCCCCAAAAAUUUGCCUUUGUGCUCUCAAAAUGCGAAACAUGCAUUGCCUCGAUAUUUAUUGCAUAAUCUAAAGAAUACUCGGGCAAAAACUCAAGCUUUGUGCAGUUGCACAUUGUGUGAAUUGGUACGAGAUCCAGGGCCAUAUAACUUCACCAAAAAACCCGCCAAGAACAAAAAGAAGAGAAGCAACAAGUGCAGAAAAUGUGGGGAAACUUAUUCGGUAGGGAAAAAACAUUUUUGUAGCCCAGACAAACACUUCCCGAGUUUCCAAGAACAUUUAAGUAACUUGCUUCCCCCGAAACAGAGAGAACAUUUGGCAUGUUCUUUGAUAAAGGACAUAUCUUUAAAUACUAAUACUCCCAUGGGAGCUGGGCUUAGCUCGGGGAACAAAACCGUUACAUUAUCCCAGAUCCACGGAAGGGCACUCAACAUUAAAAUCACCCCGAAACGAAAUAAUCAAACUAUAGGCCCGCAACAGAUUUCCGCGGGAGAUGUUUGUAAAAUAGCCACAAAUUACGGUCUCUCCAGCAACGUAGUUCAGGGAAUAGCGAGGGACUUACGGGGUGGCUCCCAAAAAAGAAACCUGUUUGAACCCCAUCUGAAGACGAAACUAUCUACAUACCGCCACAGGCUAGAUGCAUUUUUUAAUUUCAAAAGUUGCCCCAUAAUGACGUCCAAAGCUGGCGAGAAAACGACCUCUACAGAAAUAUUGGCAUAUUGUACAGAUGUUGCGGCCUUAAUCGCUUAUGUAAAAGGAACUCGAAACAAUGAUAAUUCUUAUUUGAAGUUUGGAAUUAAUGGUGGAGGAGGGUUUCUCAAGAUUUGCCUUUCAGUGCAAGAACCUGAUUCUGCUGUAAUAGAUAAUCGACAAAAAUAUAUAGCGGGCGUAGCGGCAAAAAGAUUCAAGGAUUCCGGAGUGAAAAAAUUAUUUAUUCUCGCAAUAAUUGCAGCCACACAAGAAAACCACGAAAAUGUCAGAAUGUUAUGGUCUCUCUUACAAAUCAAUGAUUUUGCGGGCACAAUUGCAACCGAUUUGAAACUCGCUAAUAUAUUGGUGGGAAUCAUGUCUCAUGCCAGUAGCUUUCCAUGUACCUGGUGUUUGGCCUCGAAAGAAAGUUUGGACACUUGUGGCGAGAAGAGAACUAUAGAAAACUGCCAAGAAAAUUAUUUAGAAUGGGAAAAGAUCAACUUCAAAAAGUCCCUUGCAAAAAAUUACAAAAAUUGCUCAAAUUUGCCUGUUCUUUCAAGAGGCACAGAUGACUCCAGACAGAUUCUUGAUAUCAUUGCACCCCCUGAAUUGCAUUGCAAUUGCAGUUUGAGUUUGAAUCUUUAG